Molecule: messenger RNA, 1617 nt
Organism: Brettanomyces nanus
Lineage: Eukaryota; Fungi; Ascomycota; Pichiomycetes; Pichiales; Pichiaceae
Exons: 1
Coding region: 1-1617 (538 amino acids)
Molecular function (GO): protein binding
Source: RefSeq, a predicted model, not a curated record
AUGUCCGAUCCCUCAGUUCGUCUUCGCAACUCCAUAGUGAGCGGUAAUUAUUUUAUAGUGACGCGGUUACUUAAGCGGUUUCCGGAUCUAGUCGAUAAUAUCGAUCCAUCAAAUGGCUGGACAAACCUUCAUUAUGCUGCCUAUCAUGAUAGAUAUGAAAUAUCCGAGGUUAUUCUCGGUCUGAUCGCCCAGAGGGACCAGGACGGAACGUAUAGUCGGCCAUCACCUACACCUGCAACAGCCGGGGGUACAGGAAAUGGCUCGGUUCAUUCAGACUAUACCCAAAUUACUUCCGAGGAUGAGAUUAAGCUCAAUUUCGAUAGAGACACUGUGAUACAUGUAGCCUGCCGUGGUAAUGCGUCAAGAACACUUAGGCUACUCCUGGACUAUUUUAAUGUAUGCGUUGAUCAAAAGGGUGCCCAUGGUUAUAUUCCUUCCCACAUCUGCUGCAUUAAAGACCAUCCCGAAUGCCUGGUGAUACUUUUAGAAAAUGGCGCAUACCCUAAUUUGAUCGAUGAUCAGGGUAACACUCCUCUUCAUUUGGCUUUGCAAUAUGGGUUUAUGCGCUGUGUUGAACUUCUUAUCCGUCACCAUGCAGAUGAUACCAUGGUUAACAACGAGGGCUGGACUCCAUUGGACACUGUUUAUGACUUUGAUAUCAAGACAAAAUACAAAAGACUUAAGGAGAGCCUCAACCAGAAUAUUCAAGGCGCAAACGAGCCGUUGGUCACCACUACUCUUACGACUCUUCGCCAUAGAAAGUCCUGCGAUUCUAGCCUUCCCGAGAGGGGGCCACUUCCAAGCAUAACUUCUAGAAAGUAUUCUCUGUCGUCUGUUAUCUCGAGCGAUCUAGAAGAGUCUUCGCUAGCAGAUAUUCCUGUGGCAUUAAAUUCCCGCAACUCCAAAGGUUUCAGCUCCAAUUAUUCAUGUCCAGAUUUAGAAAGUAAGAACAGUCUCACGAGGCAUAGUUCUUCGAGUGCUAGCUCGUUAGAGCAAGUGAGGGUCAAAGGACAACAGACGUCUUCAAAUAGAAGCACUGGAAGGCUUUCUAGAAAGGCACCUCCUCCCAUUCAAACAACAGACCUGGGACCUCUUGGAACCCACGCACUGAGCAGAAGAAGUCCUAUGUCGGCAAGCGGGUCUGGUCUAUUAAUAUCCAAUUGCAGUCCUUCUCCAUCUUCAAAGAGAUCGUCUAUGGUCAAUAGAACAUUCAGAUCGAGCUCGCUCACUUCGGAGGUGUCUCCGACGAAGAACAGAUCUUCAUCAUUAUCUCAACAACAGCCUCAAAGGCGUGAUUCUUUCUCCACAACGAUUUCUUCUAUAUCAGCGAAAUCUCAAUCUCAACAGUCACAGCAGUCACAACAGUCACAAUCUCACUAUAUAGAGCUAGACGAUGCAGCAUCAAAAUUGAAUGAUUUCAAAUCCAAAAACAACGAUAGACUGAAGCUGGGAUUGAAGUUGGGUAAUUUGAUUCUCAAUAGAUCCCAGGAGAGUUUACCCACCCAGAUGGAAUUAGAACUGACGGAGACAGGAUCUCUGAUAGGAAAUGAAGGACUUAAAAAGAGCCGCAUAUUGAGCAUACCAAUAGCCAGUCUACGUAACAAACGUGUUGUAUAA